AACAAAAUGUGUUUUGAAGGUAGCGGGUUUAUUGUUCUCGACGCAACUGUACUUUUGGGUUGCUUUUAAACCAUCUGGAAAACAUAAAUCCGUGAAUUCAAGAAAAGGGUCUCCUAUAUUUGGGCACGGAAGCUAUGGAAUAUAAAGACACCGAAGAAGAGCCCAUUGAUGCUGCACAAAUACAAGAAGUGCCCAUGAUCGUCAAGGAGGUAAAUGAAGAAGAAGAUGAUGUCGACGACGAUCGACCAUGCCUGAGUUCGCAUGCUCUUGCAGCUCUGCAGGAGUUUUUGCUUCAAAACAAUCAGCCCCAACAUGAUGAUGACAAUAAUGCAAAUGAGAGCUUGCAAGUGCAAUUGUUAACAGAGGAUUGGAGGCUGAGUCAGUUUUGGUAUGACUCUUCCACUGCCCAAACAGUUGCAGAUGAGCUAAAGCACCUCAGUAGUGUAAGUGGGUCCCCUGUUGCCUGCAUUGCUUGCCCAACUCUAUAUGUACAACUCAAGAGGACAAAUCUAGAUUUUGAGGCACACAUAUUUGAAUUUGACAAAAGAUUUGAAAGAUAUGGUACAGAUUUCAUAUUUUAUGACUACAACCAACCUGAAGACUUCCCUUCAACUUACCAGCAUAAGUAUCAAGUUGUGGUGGCAGAUCCACCUUAUUUGAUGCAAGCACAAAACUAUCAACAAUCAAGACAUGUGAGAUUUCAUAUUCAAGGAGGGUAAACUAUCAAUCAUGAAUGAUAAACUCAAUUGCCUACUUACUAAAGCAAAGACCAAUAUUUAGUUGCAACAUAAAUUUGAAAGAAAAACAUAGAUGAGUGUUGCAACCUAAUGAAGGACCUGAUGCUGAUUUGCACAAGCCAGACGCGAGCGAGAUGCUACACCACCAAUUGCGACCUCCUGAGGCUACUAAAGAUCUCCCGCCGCACAACACCCCACACGACUCAGAAACACACCAGAGUGAAGAAUGUCUCUUGAAGAUCUUUAAGACAAUGGAAUUGCUUGCAAAUCAGAAGAAUUCUUAUUUGCUUUUAUUAACAGGAAAAGUUCAAGAGCUACUUGCACUAAAACUUUUGAAUCUCCAGCCAUGUGGAUUCCGACCCACACACCAUAACAAGUUAGGCAAUGAGUUUGUGCUUUUCACAAAUUAUGACCCAGAAGAUCGGCUUGGUGGGUGGGAGAAUUCUGGAUAAAAUUUAUUUUCAAGUCAAACAAUUUUAUUUGGCUGCUUAGUAUUUAACUGGUGGUUUUCAUUUAUAGUUUUGAAAUUGUUAGCAAAUGGUAAGCAAUGAUGUAACUUCUAUAUAUGAUGUUGUGCUCAAAAGUCCAAGAAGAACUUGAAUCAGAACUUUCGAAUCUACGAUGGUGUAGGUUGCAGCCCAGACACCAUAACAAAAGAGGUAAUUAGUUUAUGCUAUUUUCAAAUUAUGAUCCAGAAGAAAUUCUUGGUGGGUGAGAGGAUUCUGGUAAAAGUUGCUUUAAGGAGCUUUCUUUGGCUGUUCAAUAUAUCAUCUGGUGGUAGACUUCUUAUUUGUAAAAUGCAAUGAUGUAACUUCUAUAAUAGCUGUUGUUCUGAAGUUAAUAUCUUU
This is a messenger RNA of Cryptomeria japonica (Japanese cedar), 1585 nucleotides long. RefSeq lists its product as uncharacterized. Bases 135 to 719 code for a protein of 194 amino acids. The transcript is spliced from 5 exons. The record is from RefSeq and is a predicted model, not a curated record. Lineage: Eukaryota; Viridiplantae; Streptophyta; Pinopsida; Cupressales; Cupressaceae. Gene Ontology annotation, molecular function: protein-lysine N-methyltransferase activity; nucleic acid binding. Gene Ontology annotation, biological process: methylation.